ACUAUAUAAACCUAACCCAAUCUCUAAACUUCUGUAUACACGCGCUAUUGCAUGAGCUCCUAUAUCAAUAUUUUAUUUCUCUGACAAAUAAUUAAAUAAAUAAUUGGAUAUUUCACACAACAAAAAACUAAUUAUUGUAGAAAAAAUGAAACUUCUCACACAUAAUAUGUUAACGUCCAAGGCUAUAAAAGGCGUGGCAGUUGGUUAUCCUCUGAGAAUAAUCGCCAAAGACAUUAGAGUAUCUGAAGUAGAUUUUAGUCCAGAAUAUAUCGCUAGAAUAAUUCCAAAAGUGGAUUGGACCGUGCUGUGGAAAGCUGCAGAUAGUAUAGGGCAUGUUGGUGAAUUACCUCAGGUUUUAAUAGAAGACUUUGAGACGAAUGAAGAUUUUCUGAAGAAAGCUCACCAUGUUCUGUUGGAGGUUGAAGUUAUAAAUGGGCAUUUAUUAUGUCCAGAAUCCGGUAGGAAAUUCCCCAUUAAUGAUGGUAUUCCAAAUAUGCUUCUAAACGAAGAUGAAGUUUAAAUAACAGAACCAAAUAAUUCCUCAGAGAGAGAAUACUAUUUGUUACUUUCUUUAAUUAUAAUUAUUAAAUAAUUAUAUCUAAAUACAUUAUGUAUACUUCUACCCUAGUAUAAGUUUUUAUUUAUGUUAAUACAAACUCAGUAAUAGUUGAUACAAAUUAGAUUUUCUUUUGUAUGUGUGCAUAUGUAAAAUAAAUAUAUUAAAUUUA
Molecule: messenger RNA, 728 nt
Organism: Nylanderia fulva
Lineage: Eukaryota; Metazoa; Arthropoda; Insecta; Hymenoptera; Formicidae
Gene: Trmt112
Product: tRNA methyltransferase subunit 11-2
Biological process (GO): rRNA (guanine-N7)-methylation; tRNA methylation; peptidyl-glutamine methylation
Molecular function (GO): protein heterodimerization activity
Source: RefSeq, a predicted model, not a curated record